This is a messenger RNA of Saccostrea cuccullata (small rock oyster), 4077 nucleotides long. Its product is annotated as ER degradation-enhancing alpha-mannosidase-like protein 3. Lineage: Eukaryota; Metazoa; Mollusca; Bivalvia; Ostreida; Ostreidae. The coding region runs from base 42 to 3176 and encodes 1044 amino acids. The record is from RefSeq and is a predicted model, not a curated record. The transcript is spliced from 23 exons. Gene Ontology annotation, molecular function: calcium ion binding; mannosyl-oligosaccharide 1,2-alpha-mannosidase activity. Gene Ontology annotation, cellular component: membrane; endoplasmic reticulum. Gene Ontology annotation, biological process: mannose trimming involved in glycoprotein ERAD pathway; endoplasmic reticulum mannose trimming; carbohydrate metabolic process.
GUAAUGACAACACGACAGAGAAAAUUGUAGCUGGGAGUAAAAUGACGAACAAAUGGACUGGUAAACUUGUAGGAAUCACGAUGGUCAUUCUUGUAUAUGAAGAUUCUGCUGUACACAGCAUGUCAGACUCGCAAAAAAGAGAAAUGAAGGAAACUGUUGAAGAAAUGUUUAAUCAUGCAUAUGGAUCAUACAUGAAAUAUGCCUUUCCUGCUGAUGAACUGAUGCCCUUGAGCUGUAAGGGGCGGUAUAGAGGUACAGAGCCAAGUAGGGGUGAUGUUGACGAUACCCUCGGAAAUUUUACUUUAACAUUAAUCGAUACCCUGGAUACAUUAGCUGUUCUGGGUCAAGUGGAGAAAUUUGAGACUGCUGUUAAGUUAGUCAUUGAUUAUGCCAGAUUUGACAGUGAUAUUAUUGUGUCAGUGUUUGAAACUAAUAUCCGAGUUCUGGGGGGUUUGUUAGGAGGCCAUGUGAUGGCAGCUUAUUUUAAGAGAAAGCGGCGCGCCAUGGAAUGGUAUAAUGGUGAGCUGCUAGUGAUGGCUAAAGAAGUGGGAUACCGCCUCCUACCAGCACUGAACACAACCACUGGUAUUCCUUAUCCCAGGAUUAAUUUAAAAUAUGGUAUGGAGAAAGAUAAUUUAGCACAGAGACAUAAGGACACUUGUACAGCUUGUGCUGGUACCAUGAUUUUAGAAUUUGCGGCAUUAAGUCGCCUUACGGGAGACCCGGUGUUUGAGGAGAAGGCCCAUAAAGUGAUGGACUAUUUAUGGCAGCAGAGGCACAGUUCCAGUGACCUUUUGGGAACAGUCAUCAAUGUCCACAGUGGGGACUGGAUAAGGAGGGAGGCGGGUGUGGGAGCUGGCACUGACUCCUAUUAUGAAUAUGUACUGAAAGCAUAUGUUUUACUGGGAGAUGAGAAGUACUUGUACAGAUUUGAUAGGCAUUAUAAUUCCAUUAUGAAGUACAUGAGUAAAGGGCCGAUGUUGGUGGACGUUCACAUGCAUAAACCCACAUCAUCAGCCCGACAUUUCAUGGACGCUCUCCUCGCUUUCUGGCCGGGAUUACAGGUGUUAAAAGGGGACAUCAGUCCCGCCAUUAAAACCCACGAAAUGCUGUAUCAAGUCAUUCAGAGGCAUAAUUUUCUACCAGAGGCAUUCACCACCGACUUUAAAGUCCACUGGGGACAACAUCCUCUGAGACCAGAGUUUGUGGAAUCAACAUAUUUUCUGUAUAAGGCUACACACGAUCCCCAUUAUUUACAAGUCGGGCGGUUAAUCGUGGAAAACCUGAACAAACAUGCCAGGGUGCCGUGUGGAUUCGCCGCCAUCAAAGACGUGGUCACGGGAAAACACGAGGAUCAGCUAGACUCGUUUGUGCUGGCGGAGACCUUUAAGUACCUGUACCUUCUGUUCUCUGAAGAGAGAGACCUUGUGGUACCAGUCAAUGAGUACAUCUUCACCACGGAGGCUCACCUACUCCCCCUAACUCUGUCUCUGGUCAACUCCUCCACCAUAGAAACAAAGGUGAAGACUAUGUUGUACGACGUUGACCUGGAUGGACCUUUAUUACUGGACCCUGAGGAGAACUCGGACCAGCAGACCUGUCCUAACCCCCUCCACCUCAACAAGGGAACCACCUCCUAUGCCUUCGACAUCCGCACAGAGCUGAAGGAUUACGUCAAUAAUGUCCUCUCUCCCGGAGACAGCUGUGUACGACCGAGUCCAAGGUUACAUGCAGCAGACUUCGUUAUCAGUAACAAGGAGCACCAGGAGCUGAUCAACAGAAUGGGAAUCAAGAUCUCCACCAUGAGUGACGGCAGACUGCAGCUUCUACACUCCGCUGGCUCAGCUGCUUCAAAGCAAGAUGCAGAGGAGGGAAUAGAGUUUAUGAAAGAAAUGAUUGAGUUGUCUCAGAAUGCCCAGCAUGACCAUCAGCAAGAACCAAUGACUGUACAGUUUGUGUCCAACCCAUUCCAUGGCUCAGUAUCAUUGAAAGCAGGACCCGCUCAGUUUGGAUACAACCUUAAAGUGAACCCUCCGAUUUUAGGCCAGGUGGCAAUUGUGACACCGUAUGAUGCCUGUCACACCAUACAGAACCCCCGAGACUUGGAGGGGAAGAUAGGGGUGAUAGAGAGGGGAAGCUGUAUGUUUAUGGACAAGGCCAGGCGAUUACAGGCAGCAGGUGCUAUUGGGGGGAUUGUCAUCGAUAAUAACAAGGAGAGUACAGUGGAGUCGAGUCUGUUAUUUGCGAUGUCCGGUGACGGCCAGUCAGACGUAGUGAUCCCUAUCGUCUUCCUGUUCUAUAAAGAGGGACAGAGGUUACUGGACGCGGCUUACGAGUACCCAGACCUGGAGGUUCUACUGACAUACACGGCUAAAAGUGAUGUGGUUGUCAACACAGCCAAUAGUGAAAAUGUAGAACAGAAAAAGGAAGUCUCGGAGGAAAUCCUCUCCACCGUACGAUUGGAAGCUCCACCUUCCACAGAAUCCAGCCAGGGGGGGAGUUCCCAUAGUGACGAAGCUGCAGAGAGUUCCCAUAACAACGAAUCCGCGGAGCUGAACACCCACGCCACAAAACAUGUCCAAUCUGUGGAGGCUUUAGAAUCUCUAGGAAAAACUACAGACGCAUAUAGCUGCAGCACUCAGUAUGGCCCCGUAUUUUUGUCUGUUUUUGCCACCACUCUUCCAGGGGAGAAUACCCUGACAAUAAUGCGCAAUAUGGAUAACACUGUGGACCUGAGGUUUCAUCUUUUCCAAGUCACAGAAAACAGAAAACCAGAAAUAAAUACUUUAUAUGUGGACAUUGUAGAAAUAUUACGCCACAGAACUAACUUUCUAAUGCUAGAAAAGCAAGAGGAAUAUUUAAUAGCUCUAGCCCGAAUGCUGGAGGCAGCCAUUUUUCAGGUUGAUAUGAGCCAUGAUACAGGGCAGAAUAUGUUAAAACUGACUGGACUUCUCCAAGUAGAAGAGGACUCCAUUAUAAUCUCAGGGCAUAAAGAUGUGACCAACGGUGCUUCUAAUUUAUACAAUUUACAGAACAAAGACAAAAAUCAAAGCUUUACGUGUAAGAGGACUAAUCCAUUACUGAAAUAUAGGGAAAGACAUUGCCCACUCCAGAAAAACAGCCUAGUGACCAAAGUGGGCAGUAUAAGACAUAAACAAGCCAGCGAUGGAGUUUGAUAUAUUGAAAGGAUAUAGUUUAUUUGUAAUCUAUUAAUUGUGCAACAUCAUUCUGGAAGAUUGACAAGUUAGAAAUAAUCAAAUAAAUAGCAUGUCAAUUUGCUGGGAUAUUUCAAACAAUUUAAUUUAUUAAUUGGCAUUCUUUGAAUAAUAUACAUUUGACGAUUGGUAUCUGGAUGUAUCUAAUGCAAGUGGUGAUUCAUAUACACAAUAAAUCAUGUUUAUAAUCAAGUGCCAGGGACAAACAAUUACGUAAAAUUGUAAUUCAUUACAUCUGUUUUAUUUAUUACAAGUUUUUUUUCAUAGGGAAUAGAUAUCACUGUUCUGUAAGCAUGGAUUAAUUAUAGGGAUUUUGUUAACUGCAACUGUAAUGUGUAAUAUCAGAAACAGAACAAAAUACCACAAAAGUAAUUUUGUUAAACAUUUUGUCUUUGGUUGAUUAUUUGUCCCAUGGCAUGUGACCUGGGUAGAAAUACUGACUGUAAAUGUUAUGUUCUGUAACAAUUAUUUUUAUAAGUGCCUAUACGUUGUGAACAAUCAAGACAUAAGUUUUGUAUGCUGUGUAGGUAGAUGUUGACCUGUGAAUAGAUAUCCAUAAACAGUGAAACUUUGACAUUCUUUCAAGAUUACUAGCUUUACCAUUGUUGAGCACCCCUAGUCGUUCUGGCUUCUCUACCUAGCAGCCAGAUGGACUGUCAGUUUUCCAAUGAUGUAGCUUUACUUGAGUUUUUUUUUAAAAAAAGAGUUGGUGCAUUAUAUUUCAUUUUUAUAAAGCGUUUCAUUACAUGAUGGUGGAACAUAGGUGUAAAAUUUGAUGUUGUCCCUUGUUUUUAACAUAAAAUGUUUCUUUGCUUAUAAAAUAUGAUUUUUUUUUCAAUUAAUGCAUAAUUCAUUUAAUUCU